CUUCAUAAAAUGCCUUGCAAGAUUUCUGUGUUGCAUUCGGGAUCGCGGCGCUUUCGUCCAGUGGUCCGUAUUGGCAAUUGGUUUGAGGAUCAUUGUCUCGAACAGGAGAAAAUCAAGCAUUUUAAAAAAAUGAGAGAUAAGGGAGAACUUCUUGUGGAGAAGGCUCGCACUCUCUUUGACAAUUUUCAUAAAGAAAUUGUGCUGGCUGCUCCCAAGGAGACUGUCAUAUUUGGCGCAGUGGUCCAGUUGAUGCCAAUUCAUUUGGAUAUAGAAAAUAUGGAUACAUCCGAUUUGAAACCAGCUCUGUCCGUGCUAAUCAAUGAGCGUGUAGUACGUUCUAGUCAAUCCAUAAACGAUGAUUGUGAACUCUCUGUAGCUCCAUCGGGACGUCCUUGUGUGCGUAAUUCCUUUCGCAUUAUUAGCGGAGAUGACACAGAUCGCACCGGAGAGCAUAUCAAGUUCGGUCAACGUUUUCGUCUCGAGUGCCUAGAAACGGAAAAUGAUCCCAUUUGGCUUUACAGUGCGCCCAAGCAGUGUAAUCUUUUUCAAAGUAUUAGUACCACCUUCAAUUCGCAUAAACAUGGAGAACUGAAUCUUCCAUUGGGUCUGGUUCAUCGUAGUAAAUGUGGGUGUCCUGGUGAUGUACCUAAGGCCUAUACUAAUUGGUUUUGCAUCAAUAGAGACCCACUGAAGCGUUUCGAAACGGAUGGCAUGCCUUUGCCGAGUAAUGCCCCUUUGGUCAUUGUACAUGCGGCCACAAACAAAAACCUGGCUGCCGAGAAUGUUGCCAUUCAAACAUUAUUCGGUCCCGAAUUUCUUGUCUCUGUGCAGAAUUAUCGCAAUGUUUUUAAACGUGAAAUAUGGAAGAAUGUGUGGAUGAUUAGCAAUGGCCAUCCAACAAAUGCAAAUUCCAAAUCAUGAUAAUUUUUCUUUUGGUUUUUCGAAUUCAAAUUUAUUUCAAGUACAAAUUGGCGUGGCAAUUAAAAAGUUAUAUCAACUUGA
Drosophila willistoni is the source of this 1002-nucleotide messenger RNA. Its product is annotated as cilia- and flagella-associated protein 161. The record is from RefSeq and is a predicted model, not a curated record. Lineage: Eukaryota; Metazoa; Arthropoda; Insecta; Diptera; Drosophilidae. Gene Ontology annotation, cellular component: motile cilium. The transcript has 4 exons. Bases 10 to 921 code for a protein of 303 amino acids. Gene Ontology annotation, biological process: cilium assembly.